GUGCGUUCGUUGCCAUGGUUACUGAAACGCCAGCCUCGCGCGCGUCAUCACUUCAAAGACCACCUUCAGAGUGAUCGUCUCCCCUCAGCCAUUGUUUACCAAGAGAAAAGGAAAAGGGCCCCGGAGAAGGAGCACGAGCCGCGGUUGGCGCGCCCCCCGUUCCCGAAAAUGCCCCCACCACUGCGGCUUCACCCGCCCGCCGUUCACGCCCGCUUUACCACGCCGUCCCCAGCGUCGUUCGUCCAUUGGGCCGAGUUAAGGGAAGGGAAUUGAAGAAACAGGUGCAUGCUUGCCGAUUUGGCCACCCUCGAUUUUGGCGCACUGAGAACGAGCAGGUAGCAGGUCGGCUGUGACAGUUUCGAAGGCGUCAUCGAAAUUCUGUGCAACGUGGCUGGUAGACAGCACCUUGCAUGACGGACUGCGUCUCCUCUGCAGCGGCUGAACUCAGCGGAACACCGGCCGCAUCAGACCGGGCGUUCGGCUCGGUCAUGUGAUCAGACUCCCGCCUUUCUCUCGCCGUCCUUCAAAAAGGUGCCGUGAGCCAGGUCUUUAGUUACCGGGAGAGAUGACUCAGAACUCUGUGGCGGGGUCGCCCGCCCCAGCGGACUCCCAGGAGGAGUGGGAGAAGUGCCAGCAGCCUUCCCAGAAUCCCCUGCAGGAGGGCCAUGGUGCUCGCUGGGAAAGGCUGUGGAGGACUGGGGCGAUUGCCGGUUGCUUCCUCUGCCUUUGCGUUGUCUCGCAGAUCACGGGCGUCUGGGUUGUCUACAUGCUGAAUGGAUAUGGAGCUUUCCCCGCAGCACAUAAGGUCCUGGACCUCAUGCAUUACAUUCUAUCACCACUGGGGACAUAUAAUACACUGGAGGAGGAGACGUCCCAGUCCAUGCAGAGGGAGCUCUGGAGAAUGGAGAGUUUGUGCCCUCUGCUGGCCACUCUCUUCCUUGGCAUCGUCAUAAUGGGCAUCGGGGUCCUGUACUGUCUGAAAACGCUGGCUCCUAGCACCUGCCCCGCCUUCCCUGAAGACCGACGGCAGUCCAUGAGCCGCCAGCCCUCCUUCACCUACUCAGAGUGGACCGACGCCAAGCAGGAGGACUUCUUCGACAUGGACCCCGUGCCUGAGACCCCCGUCUUCGACUGCUUCAUGGACAUAAAGGCGGAGACCGACCCCGCUACACUUACUGUCAAACCUGUGGGCCUGCAAGAAAGGAGGGGCUCCAACGUGUCUCUGACGCUGGACAUGUGCACGCCCGGCUGCACCGAGCCCUACGGGGCAAUGCUGUCGCCGCGGGAACAGUCGGCAAGGGAAUACCUGCAAACAGCCUCCAAUGUGCUGACGGCUGCCCAGCUGCACGGCCGCGCCCUUGAUGACGCCUCCCUGCAGGCCGAGUUCUACGAGACUCCUAUGAACUUUGUGGACCCAAAGGAAUACAACUUUCCCGGAGUGGUGAGGAAGAAUCGAUACAAGACCAUCCUUCCUAAUACGCACAGCAGAGUUUGCCUUAAAGCUACAGACGAAGAUGACUUCCUCAGCACCUACAUCAACGCUAAUUACAUGAGGGGCUACGGUGGUGAGGAGAAGGCAUACAUAGCCACCCAGGGCCCUACAGUCAACACGGUGGGUGACUUCUGGAGGAUGGUGUGGCAGGAGAGGUCGUCCAUCAUUGUUAUGAUCACCAACAUUGAGGAAAAGAAUGAGAAAUGCACAGAGUACUGGCCAGAGGAUACUGCAACCUAUGAGGGGAUUGAGGUCACUGUCAACCAAGUGAUCCAGGCAGAUGACUACAGCCUGCGUAUCUUUACUGUGAAGUGUGAUGGUGAGGAACGCAGCCUCAGGCAGUACUGGUACACAUCAUGGCCGGACCAGAAAACCCCAGACAAAGCCCCGCCCCUGCUGGAGCUGGUGCAGGAAGUGGAGGAGGCGCGGCAGCAGGCCCCACCCUGGAGUGGUCCCGUUAUUGUCCACUGCAGUGCAGGGAUUGGUCGGACUGGUUGUUUCAUCGCCACCACCAUCCUCUGCAAACAGCUGAAGAAUGAAGGUGUGGUCGACAUCCUGAGGACCACCUGUCAGCUGCGUCUAGACAGGGGAGGCAUGAUCCAGACAGCAGAACAGUACCAGUUUGUUCACCAUGUCCUCAGUCUCUAUGACAGACAGCUCUCCCGUCCAAAAGAAGAAUAGAAAUCUGCAAGUCCCCUCUCAGAGAAAAAAAGAAACACGAUUUAACAAGAGAGGCAUCUGACCUGACACCACAAAUCCCGAUCCUCAGUCUACCAUCGUACACUCUCUCCACAGCUGUCUAAAUCGCAGUGAUGCCGAAAUCCAUCUCAGCAAAGUGUCCAAGAGAAAACAAGGUCCAGAAACCACUGCUCUACAUGACAUGCUCAGUAUCCACAGAACCAGUCAUCCGGGCACAUUCAGUAUGGUGAAGGCUUGAUGGGUCUGAAGUUAAAGCACAAAACCACUGUAGGGCUGGCUUUGAUUGUAAGCCAGGCAUAUAACUGCCAGCCCUAUACCGAAGAACAUCUAAGCCUGUCUACAGGAUUGCAAGCCUGUUUCGAUUUCAAUGGAUUCAGCACCUGAGUGACAAGUCAGCACCAGACUGAUUCAGGUGACUUUUGGACUGUUCUCAGAGGAAGGCCUUUUCUUCACUUGACUGCAAUGGAGUUAACAAAGGAUUUAGACCAUCACUGUCAUUGUUUUGGAGACAUUGCAGCCAGAAUCAGUCACAGACGCCUGCUCAUCCUCACCAGUGGAGAAAGGACAGGGGAGAGAAGAACCUGUCAUUGACCUAAGUUGAAUAUUUUGGUAUAAAGAGACAGAAAGCAAUGUCUCCAAACUUCAUGAGCAGUACAUUUCCACUCAACAUAGAUGUCAGGGCAUACCGGGACCUCAGACUCAACCACGUAUUGGAGAAAUCUGUCCUUCAGUUCUGUGUGUUAUAUUUCUGCCUGAAUGAGUCUGUGGAUGUGUGUUUGGUUGUGGAUGUGUGUAUGUAUGUGUGCAUGUAUGUUUGUGUGUAUGUGUUUGUAUGAGUAUGUCUGUCUGUGUAUAAGCUUCUGACUGCUGUUUGCUUCAAAAGGGCAAUGUAUAUUAGACGCAAAAUAAAAAAAGCCAAAACAUGAAUUUCAUUUACAACUGAUAAUAGAAUGGUUAGUGACAUGAAACGUGGAAUGGGAUUUCUUCAUGCACAGUGUAACUAAAGGGACAGUUGCAUCGAGUCAUUGUUAAAUUUCAUGUCACAUACAUUGCCCUUUUUACACAGUAGAAUGUGUAACGUGCGCAGCGUGUGAAAUGAUGCACUGGCUGGGGGUGAAAUUUAGUUUAUGGGGUCUCUCAGACUUGCAGAAUGUGUUUCCCUCUCCACGGUCAGGGUUACUAUGUCUCCUGCUGCUGCUGCUGACCACUAGCUCUUUGAGCGCUGACGCUCUGCAGCAAGCCGGGUCUCAAGGGAAAGGUUAACCGAGCACAUGACUUUAUACGAAAUGGCCUUACUCAGUGUCUGUCCUUUCUGUUCUGCUCCGGGGGGGUGCUGCAGGGCACGAAUUCGCUGAACGUCCAUUUACCUCCAGUUUACUCCAGCCAAAGCAGGAGUUUGGGUGCCCGUUCUAUCCUGACCCUCCCCUGACUGCAGUUAUCUUUCCCCCAAAUAGUUAGCCAGUAGGGCAGAGCUUUCAGGACUCCUGACUGGUCUGAUUACAGUCCUUGCAGCUCUGAUCAUUGGUCAAGGCUAUGAGUUUUCCUUCCUCUCCUUUAAGGGGAUGUAAGUCCUUGCCGUAAAUGCAAAUGUGGAACAGAUUGGCCAGCAAGUCAGGAGAGCUGAAGAUCAGCCUCAUUGAUGACUUGUAUGGGGUGAAAACUUUACCCCCUGGUCUAACUGACUAGGGUGUCAAUAGAGUUGCUUUUAAGACUUGAUGUAACCAGAAACACGUGGUAUCUGAUAGUGUUGUCUGUCCAUACAUGAUCAGUAGAGGAGAAGACUCUAGCUCAUAGUCCAGGCUGAACAGUGCUCUGUGAAGGAUUUUUCACAGGGACCCACAGUGUCUCAAUUAACACCAGUAAAGAAAUAUUGCAUGUUUGUAUGUAUGUUUUUUGAUGUUCCUCUGGACUCUUGAAUAUUCAAGAUGCUGCAUCUCAAGUUUUUUAGGAGAUCAAAAUGCCGCUAUACUGUAAACUACUAUAUCCCAUGUAAAUAUUUCCCCACCCCCAUCUCUGGUAGUAGUAUAAAACAAGUGACAUAUUUGAUGGGGAAAUCAUUGACUGCAUUUCCACAGCUACUCUGUCUUGGGAGGUUACUUAUCUGUGUCUUGUUUUGUUGUCUUGACUUGGACAUUAUUCUGAGCCAAACUGUUAGUCCAGUUUAGUUUCUUGUUGGGUGUAUAAUUUGCAGCAAAAGAAAAUGGUAGCCUCAAUCUAGACAGGUGUUCCCUCAGACAAUCUGUCAGCUUUGCUUAGUUUGUUUUCGGCUGGCGUAAGAACAAUUGGGAGUAUAUUCUGAGCUUUGCGCAAACCCAUUUCUGUGGCUGUUCCAUCGCUACUUUUGUGUUUCCAGUGAAAUAUGGCCCAAUUAUUAUCGAUCCAUAAUCAAAGACAUCAAUCUCCUGUGGGCCAAUAUCGUUGAAUAGUUAUAUGCUGCUUGACAAGCAAAGGAAAAAGCUAUAGGUUUCCAUGUUCCAGGUCACUA
Messenger RNA from Megalops cyprinoides (Indo-Pacific tarpon), 4676 nucleotides. It is a transcript of the gene ptpn5, whose product is annotated as protein tyrosine phosphatase non-receptor type 5. Gene Ontology annotation, biological process: protein dephosphorylation. The transcript is spliced from 14 exons. NCBI's taxonomy places the organism in Eukaryota, Metazoa, Chordata, Actinopteri, Elopiformes, Megalopidae. The coding region runs from base 566 to 2173 and encodes 535 amino acids. The record is from RefSeq and is a predicted model, not a curated record. Gene Ontology annotation, molecular function: protein tyrosine phosphatase activity.